This is a messenger RNA of Sus scrofa (pig), 3869 nucleotides long. The record is from RefSeq and is a predicted model, not a curated record. NCBI's taxonomy places the organism in Eukaryota, Metazoa, Chordata, Mammalia, Artiodactyla, Suidae.
UGAGUAGCGAAUCCAGAGGGAGGGAGGAGUGGAGAGAUCAGGUUAUAUCUUCCUACUCCGAGUCCACUCGCCCCCUCCCCCUUCUCGUACUUUGCUGGUUGGAUCUUCAGGCUGGACUAUUUCAUUGCACAUGCGCCUGACGCCGGGCGACCGCGCGAGGCAGGCGUUUCGGGGGCCCUGAACUGUGUGGGAGGUGUGCGCAGCGCUGGGCGGUGUGCGUCAUCGCGCGCUACUUUAGCAGGUACUUGCAGAGGACCUUGCAUGCCCCACCUUAGAGAGGCAGGAAACAUACUUUUCUUUUUCAGGAAAACCUAUGUCAAAAGCCUCAAGAUGCCUUCUGAUUUGCAAGCGCUGUUCCUCCGAAUCAACAAAAUCGCCAUGUUGCCAGUGAACCCUCUGAAGGUUGUCGUUUGGAUCAGCAAUUUCACAUUUAGUACACGGCUUCUCCCAAGUCUUUCAUCAAGGGGAACGGGAGGGAGGAACCACCCUACGUUCAGAGAGCUCAACUUCUCCCUCAUUCUGUACAACUACGAAGUCUAAGGAACCAGUUCCUAGAAAGAGGGUAUCUAUUCACAGCAAUUCCGGAAAAGUGACCCUAAAUUGGACUUAAAUCGGAAUUCCGAGUUCUUGGUGUCUUCUCCCCAGCUUCCGGUGCCCCCGCGUGCCCUGCCCGGCGGCCGCACUGCGGCAAGGCCGUAAAUACCUCUAACAGCUGCCUGCCAGCCCAGAGUGAAAUACUGUCUUUGUUCCGAUUUCUCUUGCUUCUCGAGCUCGGAAAGCAGAAUUCUGGCGAAAUACAUUUAUUUGGAGGAGCAUCUAACAGGAAAAUAGGUUUGGUUUUUCAGUCCUGGUGCUUGGCCAUAUUUAUAACAAGGAGCUUCGUUCUUUUUCCUGGUCCUCGGAGACCGCAAGCCCAGCUCACUGCCUGACCUUAGAUUCUAAGACCCUGACAUGCCAUCGGCUCCCUGAUCUAUAAACGGAUAGAAGUUUGGCCAAGGACGCUGGGAGUUACACUCCCUGGCUUGUGGCCUCUUAGGGUCCGAGUAUUUUUUUUAUUUCGUUUACUUUUAAAAAGAUUAGGUUAACAGGGACAGUGGGAGCAUUUCUGGCAGUGGCAAAAGUGUUAACUAGUCUCCUCAGUAGUCUAAGUGGCCUGAGUUCAAAUGUGAUUUGCAGAUUAUUUACUCCCUUCGAUGCAAGUGACCAUUUAGUUCCAGUAAGCUCUUAACGCUACCACAGGGACUUACAAAGAGCUCCUUAGUCCUCCAUAUCUGCCCAUGACAUCAUCCUCUGCAGCAUAAUCAGACCUGCAGCCUGCUCAGGUUCCUAGUCACUUGGGCGUGCUCAGUCACCAAAUUCAGGGAAGGGCUACUGAAGCUCUGAACACAAGAGCUUGGUAAUCACGGCCACAACUCAUCCCCAUCCCCAUCGUGGUUCCAGCCAACUUAGGUGCUCCUUAGGCUCUGGAACUGCCAGGGGAGGGCCUUGGGAGCCCCCCCACCAGGGGCCUGCUUUUCAGUAGGUAAUGCUCUAUGCCAAUAUGAAAGAAUGAUCUCAGCAGUACCUUAGUAGAGGAAUCGUUACAAAAUACAGACAUUCCAAAUGUAAAAAUCAUUGUUUCUUAUUUGUGGAGGAUCGUAGUGAUCCACGACAAUUCCGCAGAAGUCAAUGGGCCACAAAUCUCCUAGCCCUCCAUUUUGAAAUGAGCAUCAUUCCAUCAUGAAUUACUAAAAAUGCCUUUCUAUAAAGAUGUCGUUUAUUGUUCAGAAAUCCUUUUGUGGCCAACAUUGUUACACUGGAAUAUUGGGGAGAACAUUAAAUUAGAGUUUUCCGCUGGGUGCUUGAAAAAUGAUACUCUGCCAUGUGUAGGUCAACCCCAUGCGCAAUGCGGCAGAUUGUCCAAAGGUUUUACUCUUUCACAAUGUGUCCAUGAGGGAAAAGGCAAUGGGAUUUGAGAACUGCAUCCUCAAGUGCCAUUCAAAGUCCGUGGGAGAAAAUUGCAUUUUUCCUCCAAAUAAUUUUCUUUUGACUCAUAGAUAUUUUGGUUCAGUGAUUUUGAAGUAGAGUUGAAAAUGUUGCCAUAUAAUAUUCGUUUCUAAGCAAAACAACAAUGACCUACACCAUGACAGUACAUUUAGAGAGCAAAAUAUCUACUUUUUUCCUACUCUAGCAAAUAAACACAGGCAAUGUUUUAACUUAAACAUGCUUUGAAUUUCUGAGAUGUCUAUUGGUUUUUUUCCCAAGACCUGCACCAGGUGUUCUGAUACUGUUACCUCCCCAAAUGUAUUCACCUUAUGGCACAGAAUACCUUAUGCAUUCACCUUAUGGCACAGAAUAAUCCAAAUUCAUUUGAUAGAUUAUUACAUGUGUGAGGAACCUUUCUUGCGUUGUUACAAAAACUGUCUAAGGACUAGAGAAACAGUUAAUACUUAAAAUUCCAUCUUAUACACAAGGCCCAAUAAACCAUAAACCUUAGAAAUAAGCAUCACUCAUCAAAGUCUAGGUUAACAAACCAAGCACAUCCCGAAUACACGGAAUUCACCCCACCCCCCACCCCAAGCUCCCACCCUCGAAAAGCACCUGUUAGCCUCCCAGAUACCUGACCACAGACAAACCGCAAAACACUGCUCUGUACUCUAAGUGCCUUUAGCAACCCCCAACAAAGCUGAGACGUCCAGGAACCAUCUACACACUUUUCCCAGGGUAGAGAUUGGGGGGCUUUCCAUCUAGGCAGUGGGGUCCUGACUGCUGCUAUCCGCCCCUCGGAAUCUCGAGAGGAAACAGGGCUUCCUUUCGACUUCUGAGCUCAGCUGGACCCCACCCGGGGCCCCAGGGGACGUCCGCUCAGAGAUGGAGUGAUUUGGAAGCAGGGGGCGCAGACAGCCACUCCCAGGCCCCGGGGAAGUGUAGGGUGUCGGGCCGGGUUCACCGAGCGGUCCAAAGGGGUGGGAGCCUCGAGCCCCGCGGUGGCACGCCGGGGGCGCGGGGCGGGGGAGACUCUUACCCGGAGGUGCCGAACAGGAGGCGGCGGUGGGCCCUGGAGGCUACUGUAAUCCACUAGGCGCUGCCGGGCUGCGCACGCUCUGGGCUUCUUCAUGUUGGAGAAGGAGCCGCGUCGGAACCGCGCGGCUCGGUCACCCGGAGCAGGCCGGCUGCUCCCGGCGGGCGGUGCCGGCGCCGGCGGGGGCCUCGGUGCCCGGGGCUCCUUCCGGGCUCUCCCGCCCGCCGGGCUCCCUACCGGCUUCGGAGGCGGCAGCGGCGCUGCCGGGGCGAAGCGGCGGUGGGGCCAGGUUGAGCGCCGGGCGGGAGACGAGGCCGCCGCGGACCCCGCGAUCCCGCAGCCGGCGACUGGAGCCCACCUCUGCAGAGACAAAGAUGCCUGAGGAUUCAGCAAACACUGAAGAAGCAGAGGACACAGUUUGGAUGUGAAAGAGCAACACCUUCUGCACUGAAGAAUAAUUAGACAAUAUUUUUAAUUAUACAAGAAAAUCCAGCAUGUUGUUGGACCCUUCCAAGCUAGAGCACUUUAUAUGGGUCUAUACAUGUGGAACUGAACAGAGAUUGUUUAAUUCUAAGAUAUUCUGAGAAAGAACCUCAAUUGUCAUUUUUCCUCUACCUAAAAAAAAUGCACAGCUUUAUGACCGUCCUUUUCUGCUCGGGGAAGAGGGCUAGGAAAAAAACUGCACUUUUGAAAAGGCAGCCAUAUUUGCAUUUUCCCCUCUUGUGCAGAGGUAAGCCAUGUGCUAGGCUUUGUGGAACUUCACAAAAUGGCAGCCCGUGAACUGACUUUUCUCUAGGAACCAUUGAGACCCACACCCCCUUUUGUGUGUUUCUGGUCCAUGAAAACAGAGAAUCUGAUUCACUUCGAA